This is a messenger RNA of Notolabrus celidotus (New Zealand spotty), 2118 nucleotides long. It is a transcript of the gene mcrs1, whose product is annotated as microspherule protein 1. Gene Ontology annotation, biological process: positive regulation of transcription by RNA polymerase II. NCBI's taxonomy places the organism in Eukaryota, Metazoa, Chordata, Actinopteri, Labriformes, Labridae. Gene Ontology annotation, cellular component: Ino80 complex; NSL complex; MLL1 complex. The coding region runs from base 200 to 1600 and encodes 466 amino acids. The transcript has 14 exons. Gene Ontology annotation, molecular function: protein binding; G-quadruplex RNA binding. The record is from RefSeq and is a predicted model, not a curated record.
CUGUUUGCAAACAUCGAUGACGUCACAGAAAGAAACCCAGUUAGCAGAGCAGCUAAUGCUAACAGACAGACAUACGUUGAAUCCAUGUAGCCAGUUAGCCAUGUAGCUUGCAAACAAGGAGCACAUGAAACCCAGAAAUUGACUGUAUACCCAGAAAGUGAAGGAUUUGAUAGCAAGACUGGGAAAAUAGCAAGAAAAGAUGCAAGCAGGUGACCCUGUGGUUGGAGCACCGAUGGCAGCAGCUGGUGCACAGAGUCGGUCAGAGGAUGAAGAGUCACUAGGAGUAAAAGAUGUGAAAAGGACGGCAGCACAAGCCUUUGGCAGCGGGGUUCCCAAACGAAGAAGUUCCUCAAGGUCAAUAAAGAGGAAGAAGUUUGAUGAUGAGUUGGUGGAGAGCAGUCUUGUGAAGUCGUCCAGCAGAGUCAAAGGCCCUCCUGUUAUAGAGCCUGUCCGCUGUUCAGGCAGUGAACCUUCAUCUAGUGAGAAAAAAAAGGUGACAAAGACAGGUUCGGCUCUCACACCACCUCUCACUAUGGUAAUGAACCCUGCACCCAUCACCAAACGAGUGAAGAAAAGCAAGCAACCUCUACAUAUUACAAAAGACUUGGGGCGAUGGAAACCAACCGAUGACCUGCUACUGAUAAAUGCAGUGUUGCAGACCACAGACCUCACCUCUGUUCACCUGGGUGUCAAGUUCAGCUGUCGUUUCACAUUACGUGAAAUUAAGGAGAGAUGGUACGCUCUCCUCUACGAUCCAGUCAUCUCAAAGUUGGCAUGGCAGGCCAUGCGUCAGCUUCACCCAGAAGCCAUUGCAGCGAUCCAAAGCAAAGCUCUGUUUAGUCAGGCUGAGGAGGCACUGCUGGCUAAGAUUGGUUCAACCAGUCAGCCUAAACUGGACGUGUUCCAGGAGCUUCUAAACAAACACCCUGGUGUCUUUCACCCGUCUCGCACCCCCAAGAGCCUGCUGGUGCACUGGCAGCUGCUGAAGCAAUACUACCUACUGGAUGAUCAGAGUGUCCAGCCUCUCCCUAAAGGCGACCAGGUCCUCAACUUCUCUGAUGCUGAGCAGAUGGUUGAUGAUGUUAAACUGAAGGAGAGUAGAGACGAGGUGUUGGAACAUGAGCUGAUGAUUUCAGACCGUCAUCAGAAAAGGGAGAUACGGCAGUUAGAGCAGGAGUUGCCUCGUUGGCAGGUCCUUGUGGACAGCAUCACAGGGAUGAGCAUGCCCGACUUUGACAACCAGACACUAGCAGCUCUGCGGGGAAGAAUGGUCCGCUACCUCAUGAGGUCGAGAGAGAUCACGUUGGGCAGGGCGACCAAGGACAAACCUAUAGAUGUAGAUCUAUCAUUGGAGGGACCGGCCUGGAAAAUAUCAAGAAAACAAGGUAUUAUCAAACUGAAGAAUAAUGGAGACUUCUUCAUAGCCAAUGAGGGCAGACGACCAAUCUACAUAGACGGCAGACCGGUCCUGUCGGGGAACAAGUGGAAACUCAACAACAACUCAGUUGUGGAGAUUGCAGGUCUUCGUUUUGUGUUUCUGAUUAACCUGGAACUCAUCUCACUAAUAAAAGCUGAAGCAGCAAAGAUGACGCAGCAGUGAGGCUCAGCCCUGAGACCCUAGAAGAGUGACCCUAGAGGACGCACUGGAUCCAGUCUGUGCUUGUGUUGGACAGUGGAUAUUAGUUUUUCUCACAAAGAACAGUAGUGCUGCCACGAUUCAGACAAACCCUGUGGCCAUGUUUAUCUGAAAUGUGAAUUUUAACAGACUACAGCUUCUGACUGGAGCUACGUAAUCACAGGUUUAACUUGUAUGGACAUUUUCCAUGUUGUAAUGUAGACACUUUCAUGGUAAAGCCCAGUUUCUUUGUUUUUAAAUUUGCAUAAUAUUGUAUUUAAAUUCUGCAGGAAAGCUUUUUUCAAGAUAUUAAACUUGUAUACACAGUGAUCUAAUGUUUUCUGUAGUGACCCAUUUACUGUUGAAGACUCAAGGUGCAUAUUUUUACUGAAAUCUGUGCAUUGAGAAACAGCAAAUCCUGACUUUGGGAAAGAGUCCCCAGUGAAUCAAGAUGUAGAAUGUUUAUGCAAAAACAAUAAAAAGAAAAAUUUGAAUAAUCUGUA